Messenger RNA from Ceratitis capitata (Mediterranean fruit fly), 830 nucleotides. Its product is annotated as DNA-binding protein SMUBP-2. Gene Ontology annotation, molecular function: zinc ion binding. The transcript is spliced from 2 exons. The coding region runs from base 122 to 706 and encodes 194 amino acids. NCBI's taxonomy places the organism in Eukaryota, Metazoa, Arthropoda, Insecta, Diptera, Tephritidae. The record is from RefSeq and is a predicted model, not a curated record.
UAUUCGGUUUUGUAUUGUGCUCAAAUUUAAUCGCAUCUCUAAAAACAUACAGUUGUCAAAAACAGCUGUACCAUACAUUUUUAUUUCGCAUGUAAACAAAAGCUGACAAAAGUGCAUACAAAUGGAAGAGAAACGCACCAAAAAGAAGUCUGAAUCAACUGAUUCGGCCACAAAAAGUUCUAGCUCCUCAGAUGCAGCUCAAGACGCACCACUUUUUCCCAUAGCACCAGGAAAAUCACGCCCAAAUUAUGGAACUAAUAACACCUUAGAGCUUUUGGAACGAAUUCCAACGGAAGUGGUUAAUUUGAAGUUAGACGACGUGUUGACCGCUGUUAAGGAUGUUGAUAAUAUGUGUGACUAUCCGCGUUGUAAAACUAAGACAAAGCUUAUGGGACAAGAUUGCGAGCUCUGUCGUAAGCGAUUUUGUUUCAAACAUGGUCUGCCGGAAGUUCAUGGCUGUGGCGAAGCAGUAAAACGAGAAGAGCGGGUAAAAUUCUUGCAUCCAAAACCAGCGAAAACAAUACGCGAAGAAGCUGACCUUGCACAAGCUAAGAAAAAACUACAAUCUAAGUUGAAGGACAUGCAAGUGGGUCGCAUGCAGAAAGUAAAUGGUGGACCUGCGAUACAAGCCAAGGACGGCAAAAGCGGUGCUGGUAGUAGUGGUGGGGGCGAUGGAAAAGGAGCAAGGCGAAAGAAGGGAAAAUAAGAUCAUAAAUUUUAGUCUGAAUAUGGCCAAUAGUAAAUAAAUAUUAGUUUCGUUAAAAAUAAAUUCAAAAAUUUACAAACCGCAUUUCAAAUAAAAUCACUUAACCAGUAAUGGUAUGGAAACC